Dimorphilus gyrociliatus is the source of this 2029-nucleotide messenger RNA. The record is from the annotation of a GenBank genome assembly. NCBI's taxonomy places the organism in Eukaryota, Metazoa, Annelida, Polychaeta, Dinophilidae.
GAGAACCAUUUUGUAGACUUCCACCACAAUUGUGUGUGAUAGUCUGUCGAUUUAAACUCUUCCUGAAACGACUCUACUCUCUUUUAAAAAAUCUUAUAAAAAUUUCAAGUUGUUUAUAAAAAUGGAUGAAACUUGGCGUGUUAAUUUUGAAGAGAUCAACUAAGAGAUAGUAUCAAAUCGUAAACGCCAUUGUUUCAGAAGAAGAGAAAGAAAUUUCUAGUUAAUUAAUUCUUUAAAUAGAGAGCAAUAAUGGAUUGUCCUCAUGUUGGUGGAAUGGUGAAAAUUGCUUCGCCACCGUCUAGACUUGAUGGAGAUCCUAAUACUUGGAAAUGUGAAGGUUGUGAUAAGGACGUAUACACAUCCCUUUGCUUGUGUCUAACUUGUGGAAAGCUAAAUUGUGGACGAUAUGAUAAAGGACACGCCGAAGAACACUUUAAGAAAAGCUCAAGCGAAGUAACAUGCGCUCAUUGUAUUUGUAUGAACGUUUUGGAUACGAGCGUUCAUUGCUAUAUAUGCAAUACUUUUAUCUAUACCGACACACAUUCUCACCACGUUGAAAGACUAAGGAGAAAAUUGCUCAAGCUAAAAACAACUGAAGAAGAGAAUUCAAAAGAAAAUAUUGGAGUAUGUUGCAAAAGGAAGAUAGCUGUAACCCAUAAUGAACCAGUUAAGAAACCAAGAUCCAAUCAGUUAUGUCCACUUAGACGAGCUGGUUUAAAGAACUUAGGAAAUACUUGUUUCAUGAAUUCUGUUUUGCAAUGCUUGAAUAAUUUGAUUUUUUCGUCAUUUAUCCAAUCUCUACCUGAUAUUCAGGUAGUUAAAGCAAUGAGAUUGACAAGAAGUAAAAAAUCUUCGGAUUGUAUAGGAGACGAAUUGCUAACAGACAAAUUGAAGAAGGUUUUAUCUGAAAUGGAUGUUAAGGGUAAAAGGACGACAGUUCACACUCAAGAAUUACUUUCAACAGUUUGGAGAGUUGUUCCCAGAUUUUGUGGCUAUCAACAGCAAGAUGCUCAUGAAUUUAUGCGAUAUCUUUUAGAUAGAAUACGAGGAGAACUCCAAACAUACGAAAUAGGAAAGCAGAAUGGUGUCAGUAGCAGCUCUAGAAAUAUUGUUGAUGAUGUUUUCGGUGGUUUAUUGCAGAGUAAAGUAAAAUGCUUGAAUUGUUGUAGUUUAUCAAAUAAAUUUGAUCCAAUGUUAGACAUAUCUGUCGAUAUACCGUUCAACGACGACGAUACUUGCGAUUUAAAAGACUGUCUCAGACAUUUCACGGAAAAUGAACUUUUAAGCGAAAAUGAUCAGUAUUACUGCGAAAAGUGUAAAAGUAAGCAACCCUCGACAAAGAAACUUUCAAUUCGAAGAUUACCUAACGUACUAUGUAUCCACUUAAAACGCUUUCGAGUUAACGCUAAUCAGAGGUUGAAGAUUUCUAAGCAUGUUUCUUUUCCGCUUCAAGAAUUAGAUAUGUCCGAACUGGGCUUAGAAGAAGACACUAGAGCUACUAGAUCUCAACAGUGUGGUGGUACUGUCUAUGACCUUGCAGGUUUAAUAGUUCAUCAUGGCAAGAGUGUGUCUGGAGGUCAUUAUACAGCUUAUGUUGUUGAAGAUGAUCAUUGGUUACAUUGUAACGACGCCCAAGUAACGUGCUCUGAUGAAGAAACCGUCAAAAAAAGUCAAGCUUACGUAUUAUUUUAUUCCAAGACGAAAAUAGGGUCGAAAUGAACGUCAAAUAUGAUUUAAAACAAAUAAUAUUAAUUUUUUUUGUUAUGUCUAAUUGCUCAAUGUCUUCAGUAAUUUUUAGUCACUGCAUUCUUUAACCAGAAUCUAUAUCAUUAUUGUUUUCUCGUAUGUUAUUGUGUGGUACAAUAUAUAUGAUAGAAAUAUAAGAAAAUGUCCGUAAAAUAUAUAUAUACAUAUAUAUAUAUAUAUAUACAAUAUAUGUAUGUGCCUUAGUGAAAAGAGAAAAACAGAAAGUGUAUUUGUAGUAAAGAAAUUAGUGUCUUUGUUUUUAAACAAAGUUUAAUGAAUAAUU